AUGACGCCGCGAGGGUUGUGUCGCACGACGAGUCGCGAUGUCUGGAAGCAAGGCUGACUUUGGAGAGCUCUUGCAUUGAGUUGACGGAAAAACUGCAGUGUUUGCGUUGCCUGAAAGUCACAGGCUGCGCACGCGUGCCCGCCGGUUCAUGCCCAACUCUCGAACCCACGCCAUGGCCAGCUGCUCCCCCAGGUUUACGUGGUGCGCCUGUCGCAAACACAAGAUCCCCUCCAAGGACACCCACGAGCUGUGUCUGCACUGCCUGGGCAUACAGCACGCCAAGGAGGCCGUGCUGGAGUACGGCAAGUGCCCGCACUGCGCCAAGAUGGACUGGAGCACCUGCAUCAACCGGCUGACCAAAGUGCAGGAGGUGAUCUACCGCGAGAACCAGCUGAAGAAGACCGAGGCUGCCCAGUCAGAGGCGCAGCCAAAGCCCGAGACCACCUUAGUUCCCGUCAGCGAAUCAAAAGUGACGAAAGACCCCGUCCCCGCCCCGCCCCCUGCAGCACCCCUCACGGCUACGCCUGUGGCGUCCUCCACCGUCCCUGUGAUGUUCACCAUCCUGUCCCCGCCCCCUGUGCAGACGGAAGCCAAUCCCAGCAUCCUGAGGGGCGCCCAUCCAUCCCCAUUGGCCGUUCAGCAGUCAGGUGCCCCUGCCUCGUCUCUGGCCCAGGCCAGCCCUGACCUGGUGCGCGCCUCCCGCUCUCACAAACGGAGGCACUUCCCCACAUGCCACUCGCGGUGCUCCAAGCGGGCCAAGCGGAGCCACGGCCACCGCAGGAGGCGCGCCCCCUCGUCCUCCCUGUCCUCCUCGCCCUCCUGGAGCUCCUCGGACUCCUCCUGCUCCUCCGCCCGGCAGGAGAGGAAGUGUCGGCGGGUGAAGCUGGAGCGGCAGCAGAGCCGCCUGCUGGAGCUGGUGCAGCAGAAGCUGGAGGCCCAGCAGCAAGCCAUACAGGCACAGUGGACCUUGCUGGAGAAGCGCAUCGAAGCCCUGGAGAAGAAGACAGCGGAGCCCCAAGCGGCUGCCUCCGCCUCCGUCACGGCCCAGACUGCGCCACCGGCCUCGGCUCUGCCGUCCACUUCCUCCCAAGAGAGGCAACAGGAAGCGGAACUGAGAGAAGAGUCUGGGCCCUCCACGGACGCAGCAGUGAGGGAGCCCUCCCUCCCCUGCGUGGUGAAGCAGGAAGAGGAGCCCACCUCCAUUUCGGCGCGCGCAAACGGGGAAGUGGAAAGUGAAGGGGAGGGGGAAGAAGCCCCCCUCCUCCCUGAGGACCCCCUUUCCAGGCAGGACCUGCUCACAGCCACAGAGCUACAGAGCCUCAUCGCCCGGGCGGCCAAGUACUUGGGAAUCGACUUCCCCAGCACGCCAGGCAGCCCCUCCUCCCCGGACCCCACCAUGGUGCCGGAGUUUGAGGAGUUGGUGCAGAGCACGUGGUCCAACCCGGCCAGCUCACGGCCCUUCAGGGAGGUGUUCUCCAAGAUGUACCGGCUGCACGACUGCCAGGCCCCGGCCUACGACCGCAUGCCCCAGGUCAACCGCUUCAUGUCCGCCAUCUUCCAGGCCGUCAAGCCCUCAGAGCCCAAGGAGGCGGCCAUGCCCGCGGAACGCUGGCGCUUCACAGAGACGCUGGCGGAGCGGGUCUAUCAGACGGCCGGCAUGCUGGCCAGGACCGCCAACUACCUGCGCUACCUGUCCGACUACCAGAAACGGCUGCUGGUGGAGAUCACAGAGGACCGGCCUGCCCAGCGGUUCGUGACCGUGCUGAACGAGCUCAAGCUGAUUGGACAGUUCGCCUUCCAGCUCUCCUCGCAUCAGGCCGAGCUCUCUGGCAGGGUGAUGGCGUCCUCUGUUGCCAUCCGGCGACAGGUCUGGAUGGCAAAAACCAAUUACACAGAUGCUCUGAAGGCCACGGUGGCAGAUUUGCCCUUUGUGGUAAGCCAUACCUUUGAGGCAGGUGUGGGCGCUGCCCCCAGUGACGCUGUAUGCAAACAGGAAACAUCGUGA
This is a messenger RNA of Megalops cyprinoides (Indo-Pacific tarpon), 2005 nucleotides long. RefSeq lists its product as uncharacterized. Lineage: Eukaryota; Metazoa; Chordata; Actinopteri; Elopiformes; Megalopidae. The transcript is spliced from 2 exons. The coding region runs from base 149 to 2005 and encodes 618 amino acids. The record is from RefSeq and is a predicted model, not a curated record.